AUGCGUGAGUCGCCUGAUGGUGAAGGAGCCCCGUCGGAAGUACCUAAGCCGCGCCAUUCGCUUCGGUUCUGGGGAACGUUCGUAGCUCUUUGUCUUCUGUCUUUCAUCUCCGCACUAGAUGUUGCGAUCGUCACAACUGCCCUACCCAAUAUCAUAGACUCAGUCGGGGGCGCGUCGCAAUACGUAUGGAUCGCCAAUUCCUUCGUUGUCGCCUCGGCCGUGCUACAGCCGCUUACCGGGCAGCUUGCUAACGCACUCGGCCGGCGAGGACCACUCAUCGCCUCGACCGCGCUCUUUGCUCUAGGCAGCGGGGUUGGCGGGGGAGCACACAGCGCCGCUAUGCUAAUCGCCGGCCGAGUCGUUCAGGGCGUCGGGGCCGGCGGCAUUAACGUGCUGCUCGAUAUCGUUUGUUGCGACUUGGUUCCUUUGCGCGAACGGGGAAAAUACCUCGGCUUGAUGUUCUCGUGGUCCGGAAUAGCUGCCGCUUUAGGUCCUCCCGUCGGCGGUGCGCUUGCACAAUCAAAUUGGCGAUGGAUUUUUUGGCUAAACUUGCCGGUCUGCGGACUCGCGCUCGCCGCAUUGCUACUCUUCAUGCGAGUCAAGACCGGCGGACCGAUUGCCACAGACCCCGAUACACAGACUGAACGGCUAGAUGAGGGCGGACGGCGCCGGACCAUAGUUGGAAAACUCAAACGGCUAGACUUCCUCGGUAACGCACUUUUCACCUUGAGCAUGGUAUCGCUCCUGUUGGGGCUUGUCGAGGGCGGAACCGUACACCCUUGGUCGUCAUGGCGUAUCAUAUUACCCUUAGUGCUUGGCGUUGUGGGCUGGAUCACCUUCCACAUCCAACAACAUUUCGCGGCACACGCAAGCGUCCCAACUCGUCUCUUCACUAACCGCACCUCGGCCACAGCAUAUCUUUUGACGUUUCUUACAUCCGUACUCGUUCAAACCCUUGCCUAUUUCCUACCCAUCUACUUCCAGGCCGUCAAAGCUACUACGAUCCUUGAGUCGGGCGUCGACUUCUUGCCGAUGGCUAUAGGGACUCUCGUAUUUGCUGUCGUCGCCGGCAUCCUGUUGAGUCAUCUCGGCAAAUACCGAAUUUUGCAUAUCAUCUCUCUCGCCUUGUCAAUCCUCGCCUUUGGUCUCAUGACCCGCCUUAAUGCUGACACAUCCAAGGUAGAAUGGGCCUGGUACGAAUUGAUUGGGAGUAUGAGCUCCGGUCUGACAUUAUCUACUCUUCUGCCUGCCAUUAUGGCUGGCCUGCCAGAAAGAGACGUUGCUGUGGCAAGCUCAACGUACAGCUUCAUCCGCACGUUUGGAUGGAUAUGGGGAGUAACUGCUCCAGGGAUAAUUUUCACCGCUAUCUUCGAUGGCAACCUUGAUCAAAUCUCCGAUUUAGGUCUGCGGAAGCAGUUGUCAGGGGGCCAGGCCUACUCAUUCGCCAGCCAGGUGCAUAAUGUCCGCAAUAAAUACAGCAAAGCUGUCACCGCAGUUUAUAUCGAAAGCUUGAGGGCCAUUUGGUGGUUCGGACUAGGUGUUAGUAUCUUGGCCUUAUUGGCUAUCGCUGGCGAGAAGGAGCUUGAGCUGAGGAAGGAGCUGGAAACGGACUAUGGCUUGGAAGAAGCGAAGGGACAUGUACAGAAUUAA
Messenger RNA from Annulohypoxylon truncatum, 1650 nucleotides. RefSeq names its product MFS general substrate transporter. NCBI's taxonomy places the organism in Eukaryota, Fungi, Ascomycota, Sordariomycetes, Xylariales, Hypoxylaceae. Gene Ontology annotation, biological process: transmembrane transport. The record is from RefSeq and is a predicted model, not a curated record. The coding region runs from base 1 to 1650 and encodes 549 amino acids. The transcript has 2 exons. Gene Ontology annotation, molecular function: transmembrane transporter activity.